AUGACGCCCUGUGCUUCUCCAAAUUUCUGUGGUAUCUGCCAAGUUUUCAAUGUCCGCGCUUUACUGCUCGCAGCCGAAGCCUCGGCGGCCAAAUCGAACAUCGAUGAUCGAGGGUUGCUCAGGUCGACCAAAGAAGGCGUGGUUCACGAUGCCAUCCCAAAGCACUUCAAGCAUCAGCCCGGUCUCCAUGCUCUGAAGGCAGCCUCAUCUUCUUGCGAUCUCUGCCGUUCAAUCUGGCGGGAGUUCAGCCGGCAGAGGGAGCCAGCAGAGCUCACUGACGAAGCAUUGUGUAGGGGAAUCGGCAACGAGCAAAUCUACAUUGGAACCUUGGUAUGGGAUGCUGGUCUCAAUGCAACACCGCAUGUAGCCGUUAUUCAGCAUGGACCGCCACCUCACAAUUCUCAAAGGCAGCUGGCAUGCUUUGAGGUUUGUGCUGACUACGGUGCUCUUCCGUCCGAUAACAGCCGCCUUUUGGCUCGGCUUCAGGCUUCAUCGUCGAAGGAUGAGCAGUGUUUCGACCUUGCUCGAACAUGGAUGCGCAACUGCCAGAAUGAACACGUCACUUGCGGGCAGAGUGGAUCAAGAGGUCUCAGGCUGCCAACUCGUCUUCUCGCCGUUGGCUCGGACGAUGCUGAUAGCAAGUCUGACGGUCUCGUUCGUCUGGUGCAAGGCUCAGAUUGCAGUGGAGCAUAUACCGCACUGUCGUAUUGCUGGGGUCCUGACCGUGACCUGAUUCUAACUCACGAGGCCGAAGAGCGCUUAAGGUCCGGUAUUCCCAUCGACGAGUUCCCUGCCACACUCAGAGACGCCAUCUGCGUGACAAGGCAAAUGGAUAUACCGUACAUCUGGAUCGAUGCGCUCUGUAUCUUUCAAGAUCAAGAACGGCAAGAUUCGAAAGACGACUGGGCACGAGAAGCUGGUAGGAUGCGAGACGUCUACCGAGGAGCAGCCAUCACCAUCGAAGCCGCAUCAGCUUCUCGCGGUGGCGAGGGCUUCCUGAAAGAAAGAACUAGCUCGAAACCAUACUGCGCUUUACCGUGGGAAUACGACGCCAAAGGAGCUCUUGUCUAUCUGCGACCAAUUAUCGACAUCCCAGACAACCAAUUGCUCGGCACGAAAAUAUUCACCCGAGCGUGGACGCUGCAAGAACGGCUUCUGGCGCCGAGAACAAUCUCUUUCGGGACGCAGCAGAUCUCAUUCGAAUGCGCCAAUGGUUUUGUGGAUGAGACUGGCCGCUCUUCACUGCUACCACGAGCUACAGAGUCAUAUCUCAGCAAAGACUCGAUGCUCCAGCUCCGCCGCGAUCGAGGCCCCCUGGCCAAGCUCUGGCGAUUCCUGUCUCGCACCCUUGGUCUGCCUCCCGUUGUGACGCUUUGGGACGCAUAUGACAUCGGAUGGUCGAGUCAGGGUGUCUUGCAUGUGCCGGGGGAUUAUUGGGCAACAUACUACGAUGACUGGCGAGGUGUCGUCGAGCGCUUUACGGAGCGACAGAUAACCAGCCGGCAAGAUCGACUCCCUGCCCUCUCCGGUCUGGCCGACGAAUUCCAGCGAGCCACUGGUGGCGUCUACAUCGCCGGCAUGUGGAAGGAGGAAUUGAUUGAAAGCCUAGCCUGGACUGUCAACAACCUCUACAAUGCCAACGGCGAAUACGGAACCUAUCCAGGCCACAUUCCGCCCAGCAACUUCGUGGUCGGCCCUUACCCAGAGAGCGUCAAGCCUCCAGGUUACGUGGCCCCGUCAUGGAGUUGGGCGUCCACUCAAGGCAGAGUCACGUUCUUCCAAGGCACCUAUCAGAUCAACCGCAGUAUCAAGCGUUUUGCCAAGGUCAACAAUAUCCAAGUCGUGCCCAAGUACAGCACAGACACUCUGGGAGCUCUCGCAGGCGGUUCACUGACCUUGACAGCUCCCUUCCUACCUUUCCCGGACCCUCAAAGUCCAUGUCCUGAAGACUAUACCCUGCGAACGGUCCACAGCUACAUCCGCCGGCAAAAGCUCCAAAGAGGCGACAGCUUCACGACAGAAUUCUACCAGCAUCACGAACCCCAUGCAGGCCAAGAAUUUGCGCUUCUGAAACUAUUCGAGGAGAAAGCACGAGUUGGGCAAGUUGGUAGCCGAGUGUACAUGUUACUGCUUGAAAGCACUGGAAACGGGGGAUGGCGAAGGUUGACUUGCACCGAAGUGCUCAUCGUUACGCUACAGGAGCUGGAAAGGGAUAACUUCCAGUAUAUGGAUCUGAACAACGACCAGGACCGGGAGUACAUGGAGCAUCUGCGACCGGCGUUGAGGGAGAGUGCGGAGAUGGCGAGGGAAGUGAAGGAGGCGGCUUGGGCGAAGAGAAGAGUGACUCUGUACUGA
Messenger RNA from Zasmidium cellare ATCC 36951, 2355 nucleotides. RefSeq lists its product as uncharacterized. Lineage: Eukaryota; Fungi; Ascomycota; Dothideomycetes; Mycosphaerellales; Mycosphaerellaceae. The transcript has 2 exons. The record is from RefSeq and is a predicted model, not a curated record. The coding region runs from base 1 to 2355 and encodes 784 amino acids.